Molecule: messenger RNA, 955 nt
Organism: Neolamprologus brichardi
Lineage: Eukaryota; Metazoa; Chordata; Actinopteri; Cichliformes; Cichlidae
Source: RefSeq, a predicted model, not a curated record
AGAGGAUUCAAGGCUGGUUCUUGGAAUUUUUUUGAGGCUAGUCAUGGAAAAGGAGCACCAGAUGGUGUCGGGGGAGCCUUAAAAAGAGCAGCUGACAUGAUGGUAGCAAAGGGGCAUGACAUCCCAGAUGCAGAAGAGUUAUUCAGGGCCUUGUCUGAAACAAACACAAGUGUGAAACUGUUCUUUGUGAAAAGUGAAGAUGUUGAGGAAGCUAUGGAGAAAAUGCCGAAGCAGAUACCAGCUGUUCCUGGAACCAUGAGAAUUCACCAGGUCAUUACUGUAGCUCCAGGAGAACUGAUGGCUCGUGAUGUAAGCUGCAUGUGCACAACACGGAAGCAGUUUAACUGCAAGUGCUUCAACACCAAGUGUUUCACUUUUGGCCAGAAGAUAGAAACGGCUGUAUCACAGACAGGCAGUGGGGGGAAUCCAGAAAAAGAAAUCCAGUGGGAAAGUCCAGAGCUGAUUGGUAAAUGGUGUAUUCUCAGAUAUGAUGAUGAUUUAUAUCCAGGCAUCAUUCUAAACAUACAAAUAACACAAGUCCAGGUCAAAUGCAUGCAUCGUGUUGGGUUAAACCGAUUCUUCUGGCCGCAUAAGGAUGAUAUCCUCUGGUACCUGUUUGAUGAUGUCCUUGAACUCAUUCCACCCCCACGGGCUGUGACAAAGCGCCAUGUGGAAGUCUUGAAAGAGGUGUGGAACCGACUCACAAGAUGAAUUCAUAAAACAACCGUCACAUUCAUGAUUAUAUACAGACACACUGAUGCAGGCACACACAUGCAAAAACACUCUGACAUGGACACAGGCACUGAUACAGACAGACACAUUGAAAUCGUUAACUGAUUAUUAUUGUUAUUAGUUCAACCAGUUCAUCAAGUUUAAUUGUAUGUUAUCGGAGCAAGGAUGAGGUGACUUUUAGCACACCUCAUGAGGCUCUCUUAUGCCUAGACACACACACACA